Molecule: messenger RNA, 2005 nt
Organism: Puma concolor (puma)
Lineage: Eukaryota; Metazoa; Chordata; Mammalia; Carnivora; Felidae
Gene: ABCD3
Product: ATP binding cassette subfamily D member 3
Biological process (GO): peroxisome organization; very long-chain fatty acid catabolic process; fatty acid beta-oxidation
Cellular component (GO): peroxisome; peroxisomal membrane
Molecular function (GO): long-chain fatty acid transmembrane transporter activity; ATP binding; ATP hydrolysis activity
Source: RefSeq, a predicted model, not a curated record
AUGGCGGCCUUCAGCAAGUACUUGACGGCGCGAAACUCCACGCUGGCCGGGGCCGCGCUCCUGUUGCUUUGCCUGCUUCACAAGAGGCGCCGCGCCCUCGGCCUGCACGGUAAGAAAAAUGGAAAACCACCAUUACAGAACAAUGAGAAAGAGGGGAAAAAAGAGCGAGCUGUGGUGGACAAGGUGUUUCUUUUAAGACUCACACGGAUUCUGAAAAUCAUGGUUCCUAGAACAUUUUGUAAAGAGACAGGUUACUUGAUACUUAUUGCUGUUAUGCUGGUGUCUCGAACAUACUGUGAUGUUUGGAUGAUUCAAAAUGGGACACUCAUUGAAAGUGGUAUCAUUGGUCGUAGCAGGAAAGAUUUCAAGAGAUACUUAUUCAACUUCAUUGCUGCCAUGCCUCUCAUCUCUCUGGUUAAUAACUUCUUGAAGUUUGGGUUAAAUGAGCUCAAACUGUGCUUCCGCGUAAGACUAACUAAAUACCUCUAUGAGGAGUAUCUCCAAGCUUUCACAUACUAUAAAAUGGGAAAUCUGGACAACAGAAUAGCCAAUCCAGACCAGCUGCUUACACAAGAUGUAGAAAAGUUUUGUAACAGUGUAGUUGAUCUGUAUUCAAAUCUUAGUAAGCCAUUUUUAGACAUAGUUUUGUAUAUCUUCAAGUUAACAAGUGCAAUAGGAGCUCAGGGCCCAGCAAGUAUGAUGGCCUACUUGAUUGUUUCCGGGCUAUUUCUAACUCGACUUAGAAGACCCGUUGGUAAGAUGACAAUAACUGAGCAAAAGUAUGAGGGAGAGUAUAGAUACGUUAAUUCCCGGCUCAUCACCAACAGUGAAGAAAUUGCCUUUUACAAUGGAAAUAAGAGAGAAAAGCAGACAAUCCACUCAGUCUUCCGAAAACUGGUGGAGCACCUACAUAAUUUCAUUUUGUUUCGGUUUUCUAUGGGCUUCAUUGAUAGCAUAAUUGCCAAAUAUCUUGCCACUGUUGUCGGUUACCUGGUUGUCAGUCGUCCUUUCCUAGAUUUGUCUCAUCCUCGACAUGUCAAGAGUACACAUUCAGAACUUCUAGAGGAUUACUACCAAAGUGGAAGAAUGCUUUUGCGAAUGUCUCAAGCUCUGGGUCGGAUAGUUUUGGCUGGCCGUGAGAUGACGAGAUUGGCCGGUUUUACUGCUCGGAUUACAGAAUUAAUGCAAGUACUAAAGGAUUUAAAUCAAGGCAAAUAUGAACGCACCAUGGUCUCACAACAGGAAAGGGGUAUUGAAGAAGGAACACAAGUCAUUCCCUUGAUACCUGGUGCUGGAGAGAUCUUCAAUGCUGAUAACAUUAUAAAAUUUGAUCAUGUUCCUUUAGCAACGCCAAAUGGAGAUAUCUUGAUUCGAGACCUUAAUUUUGAAGUUCGAUCCGGGGCCAAUGUUUUAAUUUGUGGUCCAAAUGGCUGUGGGAAGAGCUCACUUUUCCGUGUUCUUGGCGAAUUAUGGCCUCUUUUUGGAGGACGUCUAACUAAACCUGAGAGAGGAAAGUUAUUCUAUGUUCCUCAGAGACCUUAUAUGACCCUUGGAACACUUCGAGACCAAGUGAUAUAUCCCGAUGGAAGAGAAGAUCAGAAAAGGAAGGGGAUAUCUGACCUAGUACUAAAGGAAUACUUAGAUAAUGUCCAGUUGGGUCAUAUCCUUGAACGUGAAGGAGGCUGGGACAGUGUUCAGGAUUGGAUGGAUGUCCUCAGUGGUGGAGAGAAACAAAGAAUGGCGAUGGCAAGGUUAUUUUAUCAUAAACCCCAGUUUGCCAUUUUGGACGAAUGCACAAGUGCUGUGAGUGUGGAUGUGGAAGGCUACAUUUACAGUCAUUGUCGAAAGGUCGGCAUCACCCUCUUUACUGUGUCACAUAGAAAGUCUCUUUGGAAACACCAUGAGUACUACCUGCAUAUGGAUGGGAGAGGCAAUUAUGAAUUCAAACAGAUAACAGAAGAUACAGUUGAGUUUGGCUCUUAGAACCCAGAGAGCUGUACUGCUU